AUGGCAGACACUUAUCACUUAGUCCAGUCCAGUUAUGGCGACAUAGCUAAGAAAACUGUUUCCAGUCCGGAGCAAGAUGGCGAAAGGAACAUUGCCCUGGCAUUCGGCUACAGCGAGAAGGACCUUCUCUCUCUUCCCGAAAAAACAAAUCUAGGCUUAAGUUGUGGCAACCCUGUGGCAUACGCAAAUGUAAAGGAAGGAGAGACCGUCGUGGACCUCGGUAGUGGAGGUGGUAUCGAUGUAUUUCUAGCUGCUCGCAAGGUUGGACCAACAGGAAAGGCAGUUGGGAUAGACAUGACUAAGGAUAUGAUCAAUCUAGCAACCAAGAAUGCCAAGGCAUCCGGUCUAUCUAAUACGUCUUUUAUCGAAGCAUCUAUCACCUCCAUUCCACUACCAGACUCCAGCGUGGAUUGCAUCAUUAGUAACUGUGUCAUUAAUCUUGUUCCAGCAAAGGACAAGGGUCUUGUUUUCCUUGAGAUUGCCCGACUGUUAAAACCAGGUGGAAGACUUGCCAUCAGUGAUAUCCUAGCCAGAAAAGAACUCCCAAGAAGUAUCGUGGAUAAUAUGGAACUGUAUGUGGGAUGCAUUGCGGGUGCUAGCCAGGUUGCUGAAUAUGAGGAAUAUCUUCGACAAGCGGGUUUUCAAGUAUCACCAAGUCUCGACAAAGAUUCAGAAAUCACACAUUCCUUACCUUCUUUCUCUAGUGUCAACUACGACAAUUUCAUCGAACUCGACAGCGACAAAUGCCCAUUCUCGAAGAUCGGUCGAGUGACCUACCAUUCAUUCUCCGAGACUUUGAUAGUUAAAGUCAUGCCGGGCGAAGCACACGAGAUUACUGCUCAGCGUUUCAAUGAUAUUCUGGCUUACGCCCUCCGUGGCAUGAAUAUUAGGAUGGAAUUGCGCAAUGUGGUGGCUAAGACUAUGCUGUAUACAAGCUAG
This is a messenger RNA of Talaromyces amestolkiae, 939 nucleotides long. RefSeq lists its product as uncharacterized. Lineage: Eukaryota; Fungi; Ascomycota; Eurotiomycetes; Eurotiales; Trichocomaceae. The record is from RefSeq and is a predicted model, not a curated record. Bases 1 to 939 code for a protein of 312 amino acids. Gene Ontology annotation, molecular function: methyltransferase activity. The transcript is spliced from 4 exons.